AUGCCUGUGGAAUUGUUUGAAAGUAUACGUAGAUACCUGCACUUCAACAACAAUGAGACGGCUGUUGCACCCAAUGUUGUUGGCCAUGAUCGGCUCCAUAAGAUCAGGCCAAUAUUGGAUCACUUGAAUGUGAAGUUCUCAGAGGUACCACUUGAGGAAUCACUGUCUAUUGAUGAACAGAUGUGUGCAACAAAAGCAAGACACUUUUUGAAAAUGUACAUGCCUGGAAAACCACACAAAUGGGGUUACAAACUGUUCAUACUUGCUGGUGUCAGUGGCUUUGCUUAUAAAGCAGAGAUAUAUAGUGGUUUGGAAAAUGAUCCUCUGCUCCGUGCACAAUUGGGAGAGCCAGACUUGGGAGCGUGUGCCAACAUUGUAAUGAGACUUGUGAGGGAUAUACCAAGAAACUGUCAUUACAAGCUGUACUUUGACAAUUACUACACCACUCUUCCUCUCCUAGCAGAACUUGAGAAGAGAGAGAUCCACAGUCUGGGCACUUUUCGAUGUAACAGAUUUCCAGGGGUGUUAUUGUCCAAUGAAAAAGAUAUGAAUAAAAAAGCUAGAGGUUUUUCCGAAGAAUGUUCAACCAUUUAUGAAGGAGUGGAAAUAACUGCUGUUGGCUGGAAGGACAAUAAAACAGUCUCAUUAGCCUCUUCAUUUGUUGGUAAGGGACCUGUAUCAAAGGUGAGAAGAUUCGAUAGGAAGAAUCAUGUAUCAGUUGACAUAGAACGUCAAGUAAUUGUCAAAGUAUACAACCGCCACAUGGGGGGGAGUGGAUCUUCUAGACAGUUUGAUUGGGAGAUAUAG
This is a messenger RNA of Nilaparvata lugens (brown planthopper), 807 nucleotides long. Its product is annotated as piggyBac transposable element-derived protein 4-like. The record is from RefSeq and is a predicted model, not a curated record. NCBI's taxonomy places the organism in Eukaryota, Metazoa, Arthropoda, Insecta, Hemiptera, Delphacidae. The coding region runs from base 1 to 807 and encodes 268 amino acids. The transcript has a single exon.